AUGGAUAACGUCGUGAGCUUGGUCAGCCGUCUGCAGGCGGCAUGCACGGUGCUGGGGGACACGGUGGGCGACGACGGCCCCCGGCAGCUGCCGUCGCUGUGGGAGCGCCUGCCGAGCAUCGUCGUGAUUGGCGGGCAGAGCUCGGGAAAGAGCUCGGUGCUGGAGGCCGUGGUGGGCAAGGACUUCCUGCCGCGGGGCACGGGCAUCGUCACCCGACGGCCGCUGGUGCUCCAGCUGGUGCACCUGGAGGACAAGGACGCCCAGGAGUUCGGCGAAUUCCCCCACUACAAAGGGAAGAAAUACUACGACUUCGGUAAAAUCCGUCAGGAGAUUGAGGACGAGACAGACCGAGCACUGGGGAACAAGGCAGUGAAGGCGGUCUCGCCAGAGCCCAUCCACCUGACCGUCUCAUCUCCAAACGUGCCCAACCUGACGCUUGUGGAUAUGCCAGGCUUGACAAAGGUACCCAUCGAUGGGCAGCCUGCCACCAUCGUGCAAGACAUAGAAGACAUGGUGAGGAAGUACGUCACUGUGGAGAGCGCUGUCAUUCUGGCAGUGACGCCUGCAAAUGCAGACCUGGCCACUUCUGAUGCACUGAGGCUGGCCAGGGAUGUGGAUCCUAGUGGCGACCGCACGAUCGGUGUUCUCACCAAGAUUGACAUCAUGGAUAGAGGAACAUCUGUUCGUGAUAUCUUAGAGGGCGACACCUUGCGGCUGAAACAUGGCUGGGUUGGCGUUGUGAACAGGGGUCAAGCAGACAUUAACUCCAAGAUGACCAUGCAGGACGCUCGAAAGAAAGAGAAGGAAUUCUUUGAUGGCGCCAGCAAUUACAGGCAUCUGGAGAAUGUGGGCACUGGGUUUCUGGCAGAUAAGCUGAGCAAGCACUUGCUGCAAGAAAUCAAGAAGGCCUUGCCGUCGAUCAUGGCGUCCAUCAAGCAAGACAUUAUUUCCUUGGAACGUGAAUGCGAAGCUCUUGGGCCGGCAGUGAUGGAUUCUCGGGGAAAGAUGUUGCACUUCAUUUUGAAGAGAGUUGGGGACUUCGAGUGUGCUUUCAAGGACCUGGUGGACAAGGGCAAAGGGGGUGGCGAACGCAUUCUGGAGGUGUUUGAGAGGAAGCUGCACAGCGACCUGCAUGCCCUGCCCUUCAACGACAUCUUGGCUGUGGACAACGUGCGGCGGAUCAUUUCAGAGGCCGAUGGCCUCAGGCCACAUCUGAUCGCCCCUGAAGCUGGGUACCGACGCCUGCUGGAGGCUGGAUUGCUGCUGAUGCGCGAUCCGGCCCAGGGCGCUGUGGAAGAGGUCCACAGGAUCCUCCUGUCCGUUAUCGACAAGGCCUUGAUGAGCGAGAAGUGCGCCGGGCUGACCAAGUAUUCAAUGCUCGUGGCAGAGAUCCAGAACUGUGCCAUAGUCAGGCUCGAGGCUUUGAAGGAAGGCGCCCAUACGAUGGUAAAGACUCUGGUUGAGAUGGAGUCGUCGUAUCUGUCCGCCAACAUUUUCCGACACAUCAUGGAGCUGCAGUCCAAAGCCAGCACCAGUGAUGAAGCCAGGAUCGCUUUGAAGGAGUUUAAGACCUUGUCAGGAAGGGACAUCAGCGAUAGGCUCAUGUCCGACCAGGGUGGUCAGUAUUAUUUAAAGAAGAUUGCUUCGCAAGUUUCGGCCUACCUCAAUUUCGUCAGGAGGCAGCUUCUCAACACCAUCCCCAAGGCUGUGGUGCAUUCGCAGGUUCUAAAGGCGAAGGGCGGAUUGCUGGAGCCCUUUCAGGAGGACGUGGCCGGCAGGGACGAGGCGGAGCUGUCGCGUUUGUUGCAUGAAGACCCGGACGUCACCCGGCGGAGGAACGCCUGCAGAAGACGGCUCGAGCUCUUGACCAAAGCACAGGAGGAGAUUGCUUCAGCAAAGUUCUGGUAA
Ostreobium quekettii is the source of this 1908-nucleotide messenger RNA. The record is from the annotation of a GenBank genome assembly. NCBI's taxonomy places the organism in Eukaryota, Viridiplantae, Chlorophyta, Ulvophyceae, Bryopsidales, Ostreobiaceae.